Molecule: messenger RNA, 1645 nt
Organism: Paramacrobiotus metropolitanus
Lineage: Eukaryota; Metazoa; Tardigrada; Eutardigrada; Parachela; Macrobiotidae
Product: replication factor C subunit 4-like
Exons: 8
Coding region: 136-1293 (385 amino acids)
Biological process (GO): DNA repair; DNA-templated DNA replication
Cellular component (GO): DNA replication factor C complex; nucleus
Molecular function (GO): ATP binding; DNA clamp loader activity; ATP hydrolysis activity
Source: RefSeq, a predicted model, not a curated record
GCCGUAUUGUACAGCUCAAUACGGCGGCACACGCGCUAGAGCUCAGAUGCUUUAAAACGAGAUUCCGUGCAGGUCUUUUGUUUUCCUUUCAAAUCCGUGGACCUUUUUAAGGCAGAUUUGAUUUUGAAUGUGAAAAUGGACAAGUUUCUCCAGAAAGGCAAAACCUCCGGUUCCGGAGAUGCUUCCUCUAGCAAGACAACAAAGCGCAAUAGCCCGAGCAAAAAGGAUUCACAACCUGGCGCUUCGACAUCCGGAAAAUCUGAAAGCCAGUUCAGCAAAUUCUUUGCUCCAAAAAGUACGAACGCUGUCAAGAAGAGCCUCCCAUGGGUCGAUAAAUACCGACCAAAAUCUGUGGAAGAAAUAGCUUUUCAGACUGAUGUGGUAGCCGUGCUGCGGAAUGCGUUGAAAGGAAACGAGUUUCCGCAUUUCCUUUUUUAUGGCCCUCCUGGAACGGGCAAAACGUCCGCUAUCUUGGCAGUCUGUCGCGAACUCUUCGGCAUGGAGCUCAUGAAAGAGCGUAUUCUGGAGCUCAACGCAUCAGACGAGCGUGGAAUUGGUGUUGUUCGGGAGAAAGUGAAAACAUUCGCUCAGUACAGCAGUUCUCCUGUUCGUCCAGAUGGCAAGCCAUGUCCUCCAUUUAAAGUUAUUAUUCUGGACGAAGCAGAUUCCAUGACUCAGGCCGCACAAGCCGCUCUUCGUAGGAUUAUGGAAAAGGAAAGCAAAAAUACGAGAUUCUGUCUGAUUUGCAACUAUGUCAGCAAGAUUAUUGAGCCACUAGUGUCUCGUUGUGCCCGUUUUCGAUUCAAGCCACUACCGACAUCUGUGAUGAAGGAACGUUUGCAGUAUAUUGCGGCACAAGAAAACGUCAAAAUCGAAAGCAAAGCACUGGAUGCUCUGAUCGGGGCGGCAGAUGGAGACUUGAGAAGAGCUGUUACUCUUCUUCAAAGCAUAUCUCGGCUCAUGAAGGACGAACAGAUCACUAAGGAUGAUGUUUUGGAAUUAACUGGGUACAUUCCGGACGAAGAGAUUAUCACCCUAGUAGACACUUGCAAACUUGGAAACUACGACCACGUUCAAGCGUUCGUUCAGCAGUUAAUCUAUGCUGGAUAUGGAGCUGGACAGCUAUUUUCUCAACUUGAGAAGCAGAUUCUGGAAAACGACAAUCUGAGUGGCGACCAAAAGGCGUCUAUCAUUGAGCGAAUAGCCAUUGCCGAUCACCGACUGAUGGAUGGCGCCGAUGAGUUUCUGCAGAUCAUGGAUGUCGGAGGCGCUGUGAUGACGGCACUGGCGUAAUAAAAUCACAGAACGAAAAGUAACAACAACUGCGACUUUCUUUCCAGUGGAAAGCUUGGAGAUAGAUGCUUUAUCCGGAAGCAAUAUUCGUUUCGUCCACUUGCGGAAUAUCGCUUGCGUCUCUGGGUUUUGAUUCGAAAGGCAGUUGCAAUAACGUUCUUCUGCGCCACACAUUUCCACCUUUGUAUCCUGCAACGAAUUUUUCUAUUGAAAGCCGCAGUAUUUUAAUUUACGGAGCUGUUUUUUUGUACGAAUUGAUCUUUUCCGAAUUAAUAAUUACGAUAUUCUAAAGCAUUCUGAACGUGCCGCUACAAUUUACCGAUAAAAACUCCAGCCGCGGCAGUUGCCGCCA